AUGGCUUGAACCUAUCUGUUCAUCACUUUAUAAAAUUAAUGAAAAAGGGUCCACUCUAUUUCAAUAAGUAUCCUGUGACAAUGCGAUCCCGUCUGCUAGAAAAUGAUCGGACAACAAUCACCCGAUCAAAAAUAUUAUUAACAGUUUCUAAGGUGUGAGGGCAUGACACAACACCUCAAUUACUUUAAAUUAAGCUUAUCAAAAACCACCCACGAAACCUCAAAUUCCUUCAGAUUCUUGUCUGAGCGUUCCGGUUUCGUCAUUUUAUCCAUCUGGGUUUUCUUCUUUUGUUCAUUUAUGAGAGGUCAAGAUGGCUAGGUCUGUUGCACCAGUUGAGAGUAUGGCGUCAUUGAGCAGCGAUCUCUUUUAUGACAUACUGAGGCGCCUUGAUGGCCCAACUUUGGCCACUGCGGCAUGUACAUGUGCUGCCUUCUGUUCCAUCUCAAAAGAGGAGAGAUUAUGGGAAAAUGUAUGUUCUUCUAUGUGGCCUUCGACCAACAGGGAGGAUGUCAAAAGUUUAAUAUCUUCCAUUGGUGGGUUCAGAAAGUUCUAUGCCGAUUGUUUUCCCUUUAUUGUUAACAAGGAGGUUACAGAGUACCAUUGGAAUAGAUAUCUUGAGUACCUGGAAGAGUGGACUGAAGCGGAAUACUAUGGUGAUAUGGAUGAAUCUGAAAAUAUUUCACCGUCCGAUUUUGUUUCUAUCGUAGAUAUCAGAUAUAAAGAUAAACUAGUAUGUUCAAAAGUCUUGUGGGGCAUUCCUAAUGCUGAUGGAUUCAACGGUUGGUUCUACAACUGCCCAUUCCGGAUUGAUCUUCUCACCUCUGAUGGUGAAGUUACUCUUUCGGUUUCUGAUGGUCUUCCUCCUGUUUCCUCAAUGGAAAAAGAAAGGAAAGAUGGGAAGCUAUGGAAAGAGCUCCGUGAUGGACUCCAGCUUAGUUGGAUUGUUGUUAACAAAAAGAUAAAGCAAGCUGCUAAUCUUGCUAGCUGGAGCCCUCUUGGUGGGCAAAGGCAUUGGCCAACAGACAAGGAUUUCGUGAUACGCUUUGGAUCCAUUCUACCGGCUAAAGAAAUUCUUCCAUGUCAAGUUGUGGAAUGCAUCCUGAUUAUGAAGUUUAGAGUCAUCCAUACCGAGGAAGAGGGUGUUGAAACAACCCUUAAGUUAACAGAGCUGAGCAUGCAGUUGGAAGACAUGGAAGGUUCUCAUGUUAAUGGAAGAAACAGUUUGCUCAUUCUCAAGGAAGCCCUAAGCUGCCGUCGCAGCAAAAACUACAGCGAGGUUGUUGAAUCAUGUCAUUUAUACUCAAAAGUGCAAAAUGAGCUGAAAGAGGAGAAGAUGCGGAAUGAAAGCAGGUUAGACAGACUUUGUAUCUUGACUGGCAUUGCUGCAUUCAUCUCUCUCUGCUACUACAUUUUGUAAAGCAAUGUGCUCUAUUAAAUUUCCAACACAGAGUUGAAAACGUUCUAAAAGGCUCGAUUCAAUUUCGCUUCAACUAAUAAAAGUUUCCAAAAUUUUCCCGAAAAGUUAACAGUGA
Mangifera indica (mango) is the source of this 1532-nucleotide messenger RNA. Its product is annotated as F-box protein At2g27310-like. The record is from RefSeq and is a predicted model, not a curated record. The transcript has 2 exons. NCBI's taxonomy places the organism in Eukaryota, Viridiplantae, Streptophyta, Magnoliopsida, Sapindales, Anacardiaceae. Bases 311 to 1417 code for a protein of 368 amino acids. Gene Ontology annotation, molecular function: protein binding.